Messenger RNA from Pseudogymnoascus destructans, 566 nucleotides. RefSeq lists its product as uncharacterized. The coding region runs from base 1 to 528 and encodes 175 amino acids. NCBI's taxonomy places the organism in Eukaryota, Fungi, Ascomycota, Leotiomycetes, Thelebolales, Thelebolaceae. The transcript is spliced from 2 exons. The record is from RefSeq and is a predicted model, not a curated record.
AUGAACAGGUUCCCUGAAUACUUCCUCCGGAAGGUCCAGUCAUGCCUCACAGUUGCCUGGAAUUUUCGAAUGCCAAUCAUGCAAAGGCACUCACCGGCGCAAGUUGUCUCGAGCAUUCUUUACAAUACUCUUGACAAAUCAGUUACUGAAUAUACAUAUGUCGAUUUUUGUGCAGGCGCUGGUGGUCCCACUCCCUGCAUUGAACGAGAAUUGAACCAGAAGCUGGCCCCCAAAAAAUCACCCUCAGCCAACGGCGACACCAACGAGUCUGUAAAAUUCGUAAUGACCGACCUACAUCCUCACAUUGCAGACUGGAAAGGGGCUUGCAGCAAGAGCAAAAACCUGACAUUUGUUUCAAAACCGGUUGAUGCUACAAAUGCGCCUGCUGACUUGAUAUUGGGCGACGGGAAGAAGGUUUUCCGCAUGUUUAACCUCGCAUUCCACCAUUUCGAUGAUAGUCUUGGCCGCGACAUACUCAAGAACACACUAGAGAACUCUCAUGGCUUUGGGUACUUAUUCAUCCAGUGAUAUGAGGCUGUACUAGCUGACAUAACCUAGUAUCUUCG